Closterium sp. Yama58-4 is the source of this 1080-nucleotide messenger RNA. The record is from the annotation of a GenBank genome assembly. Lineage: Eukaryota; Viridiplantae; Streptophyta; Zygnematophyceae; Desmidiales; Closteriaceae.
AUGCCUGCUUUUGCGGAGCGGAGGAUGGGUGCCAUCGCUCGGAUCGAGCCGGGCGGGACAACAAAACGACGUGUCGCGGAAGACAGCCAAUUCUUCGACCAUCUCGUGGACUUAAUACCGUUGCGCCACUACCUCCCGUCGCAGGCUGACUCUGUCGCCCUGAAGUAUGAGAAGGUGGAGGGCGGCAAGGCAGAGGCAAAGCGGGCAGCUAAGGAGCAAUCAAAGAAAGCCAAGAGGCUCAAGUUGGACCCUGCAGCAGCGCAGCGCACAUCCCAGGCGCUGCAGGCGCGGCAGCAGCAGCAGGAGCAGGGGGGAGGGCGCGGAGGGGCGGGCGGAUCCGGGGGAGGUGGUUUCGGGUCAGGGGGAGGGGGAGGAGGGGACGGGAAGAAGGGCGGGAAGGGGGAGAUGGACGAUCCAAUGGACCAGCUGUUGAAAGAAGCAGGUAAGAGAGCGGUGGUGAGCGGUGCAACGUGGAAGGGGCGAGCAGCGGAUUACCAGGAGUUGAGAGCACGGCUGCAGCAGCGGCUGGAGGAACUGAGGAAGCGGAGGAACGCGGAGAGGGCUUCUGCUGCUAAUUUGGAGUUUGGGCGGGUGAAACUGGGGGAUAAGGCAGCAGCAGGGGCAGGGAUGGGAGGCGGGAAGAAGGGGAAGAAGGAGGGCGGGAAGGUAUCUGCCAAGAAGCUUCUGGAGCAGGCGGCUAAGAUUCAGGAGAAGCUCAAGGGGCGGAAACUGGGGGAUAAGGCACUGGCUGAAGUGGAGACUCACCUGUGGAAUGCGGCGAGCAGCAGGGCGGCAGGCGGAAAGGUGUUUGACGAUCCCAACAUGCUGAGCAAACAGCAGAAGAGGGAGCAGCGGCAGAAGGAGAAGAGCGCCAAGCUAUGGAAGGAGAGGCAGAAGGCAGUGCGUAAGGCAAUAAAGGACAGACAGGACAAGCGCAAGGGGAACAUUCAGGAGAGGAAGGACAACAAGAUUGCUGCUAAGAUCGCACGUAGGGAGAAGAAGCUGAUGCGGCCGGGCUUUGAAGGACGAGCAGGGGGCACAGCCUUGAAUGCCACGCCAGCAACUACAGCUACACCAUAG